CCAGAUAUUCAAAUCAGAACCACCAAUAUGAGUGAUUUUAGUAUUGAUUAUAUAUUAAAUAGAGCCGGUGAAAAGUAUGAAGGAACUAAUCGUUCACUCGGCAUUAUUAAACGUAAUAAUAAAAUUCCACAAUUUCAUCCAUUUAUGAUGGUCAUAAAUGAUCAUGAAAAUAAAUUGGAAUUUUUGAAACAAUUGCAACAGCAGCAACAAGAACAACAACAGCAAUGUUUGGAGGAAAUGCCUGUAUUGGAUUGGUUACAAUAUUCCCGCUAUCAUCCACCAAAGUUGCCCAGAUCUUUACGUCAAGGACCGGCCAAACGUACUCCUGGACGUCUUCCACGCAUACCUUUUACGCCUGCUCAGUUACAAACCCUAGAGAAUGCCUAUAAAAAUUCCAACUAUUUAAGUGCUGAAGAUGCCAAUAAAUUGGCAGAAUCAUUGGAUUUGACAAAUACUCGUGUUAAAAUAUGGUUCCAGAAUCGUCGUGCCCGUGAACGACGUGAAAAGCGUGAAAAAGAAGAAUGUUAUGAUUCCACACUAUCUUCUAAUGCUUCAAGUCCUGAACCAGAGGAUGUUAUAGAUAUCGAAUAG
This is a messenger RNA of Lucilia sericata (common green bottle fly), 591 nucleotides long. RefSeq names its product homeobox protein MSX-2. The record is from RefSeq and is a predicted model, not a curated record. Bases 28 to 591 code for a protein of 187 amino acids. Gene Ontology annotation, biological process: regulation of DNA-templated transcription. The transcript has 2 exons. Gene Ontology annotation, molecular function: DNA-binding transcription factor activity, RNA polymerase II-specific; DNA binding. Lineage: Eukaryota; Metazoa; Arthropoda; Insecta; Diptera; Calliphoridae.